Molecule: messenger RNA, 327 nt
Organism: Anisakis simplex (herring worm)
Lineage: Eukaryota; Metazoa; Nematoda; Chromadorea; Rhabditida; Anisakidae
Source: the annotation of a GenBank genome assembly
UUAUUGAGAGGGAGUCGUUCGAAGUCGGCAGUUCGAAGUCAACGUUCGCUGAGUGUAGCAAGAGCGGGUGAUUCGUUAAACGAUGCACAUGUGGAUGCUUGUGUGCAUAAGCAGCACACUCGUCUCGAGACACUGAAAACAUUCCAAGCCGCCAAGAACCGACUUCAAGAGAUACCCCUGAUGCUGCCGAACACGUCGUUUCCCCCGCCGUCGUUAAGUCCGAGAAAGAAGAUACGAGAUGCUAGAUUGAAAGAUAACAAUAGCAGCCAUAAUAAUGUGUGUUCUAUACUAAUGAUGAUAAUUGUAAUCGGAACUUGUUUGGGUUGA